Zerene cesonia (dogface butterfly) is the source of this 1211-nucleotide messenger RNA. Its product is annotated as enoyl-CoA delta isomerase 1, mitochondrial-like. The record is from RefSeq and is a predicted model, not a curated record. Gene Ontology annotation, cellular component: mitochondrion. The coding region runs from base 171 to 1010 and encodes 279 amino acids. Gene Ontology annotation, biological process: fatty acid beta-oxidation. Lineage: Eukaryota; Metazoa; Arthropoda; Insecta; Lepidoptera; Pieridae. Gene Ontology annotation, molecular function: enoyl-CoA hydratase activity. The transcript has 5 exons.
GCUACAGAAGAAGGGAGAACUUUUACUUGAUUGGAAACUCGUCAGAAGUAAACAAUUGACAAGAUGCCAAGUAGAUAAACUAGAUUAUAUUGUUGUUCGUUCCAAUUUCAAGUCCAAAGGUUUAUUUCGAUUUUUUUACGUUCCAGGUGCAAGUACCUUUCACUAGCAAAAUGAUUAGACACGGAAUAAGAAGUUUAAAGCAAGUGGCGCCUAGCAUUAGGGCUAUGUCCAGCCAAGCAAACCUAACAAGCUUGAAUGCUGACAAUGAAGGUAUUGCUGUCCUAACGCUACAAAGACCCCCUGUAAACAGUCUCAAUCUGGACUUGCUGCAAGAAAUAAGUAAAUCUCUGGAUGAAGUAAGCAAAAAUAAAUUCAGAGCCUUGAUUCUGACUUCUGCGUCACCCACAGUAUUUUCAGCUGGUCUAGAUAUUAUGGAAAUGUAUAAACCUGAUAUGAAGAGAGCUGAACUCUUCUGGACAACAUUGCAAGAAGUUUGGUUGAAACUCUUUGAGUCCAGCUAUAUAACAGCUGCUGCAAUUAAUGGUCAUGCGCCAGCCGGUGGGUGUUUAUUAGCAACAUCGUGCGAAUACCGCGCGAUGGUGAGCGGUAAAUUCACGAUAGGAUUGAACGAAACGGCCCUUGGUAUUGUGGCACCUACUUGGUUUAUGGGUAGCUUUUGUAAUACAGUGCCUUCGAGACAGGCUGAAAUAGCGCUCACUACGGGCAAAAUGUUCACCGUUGAUGAGGCUUUAAAGGUCGGUCUAAUCGACGAUGUUGCAACUGACAAAGAGGACGCGAUAAAUAAAUGCAAAGGAUUUAUAAAGAAGUUCGACAGAAUCCCGCCAUUAGCGCGAGCGGUUACAAAACAAAAAUUCAGAGCAAACACAACACAGUGGUUAAAGGAUAAUAGGAAAGCUGAUGUCGCAGAAUUUUUAGGUUUCCUAAAUAAUCCUAAAAUUCAGCAAUCGUUGGAAAUGUACAUCCAGUCUUUGAAACAGAAAGCUAAAUAAAUCGUAUAAUAAGUUAUAUACCUUACAGUAUAAUAUACAAUUUUUAAUCUGUACAAUGUAAAACAAUGCAUACCAAUGAAUGUCAAUUAUUUUACAAUUAUACACAUAUACACUAAUGUAUAUUUUUAUACUAUAUGAUAAGUAAAUGAAUGUUUCUUUGUUAGAUACAAUUCUUUAUCUGAAUAAAUAAUAGUUAAUUUU